AUGCAAGCAGCAGUAUGUAUUCUAUCACCAUCUGUUGAAAAUGGCUGGAGCUCAGAGCUGGGGGUCCAUGACAAGCUCCAGGAUGAGGAGAAUCCUCACAAGUGCUUGAAGUGUGGGAAGAGCUUCAGGUGGAGAUCCUACCUUAUCUUCCACUGGAGAAUCCACAGAGUGGAACAGCCAUAUGAAUGUGGGGAGUGUGGGAAGAGCUUCAGGACAAGCUCUGAACUGACCAAACACAAGUGGAGCCACACAGGGGAACGGCUCUACAAGUGUGACAUGUGUGGGAAGAGCUUCUGCGAGCGUGCCAGCCUGAUCAAGCAUCUGAGGAGCCAAACGGGGGAACGGCCCUACGUGUGUGAGGAGUGUGGGAAGAGCUUCAUCCAGGGCUCCCACCUGAUUGUCCACAUGAGGAGCCACAAGGGACAGAGGCCCUAUGGGUGUGGGGAGUGUGGGAAGAGCUUCAGCCACAGCUCCCGCCUGAUUGCCCACCUGAGGAGCCAUGCAGGGGAGAGGCUCUAUGAGUGUGAGCAAUGCAAGAAGAAGUUCCUGACCAGUGCCUACCUCCGCCUGCACCAGUGGAUUUACACAGAGGAGAUGCUCUUCCGCUGCCCUGACUGUGGGAAGGGCUUUAACCAAAACUCCAACCUCAUCAGGCAUCGUCGCAUCCACACUUGGGAGAGGUCCUACAAGUGUCCCCAGUGUGGAAAGAGCUUCUCACAGGGUUCAGCCUUGACCAGACACCAACGGAGCCACCGGUAA
This is a messenger RNA of Vidua macroura (Pin-tailed whydah), 759 nucleotides long. Its product is annotated as zinc finger protein 436-like. The record is from RefSeq and is a predicted model, not a curated record. The coding region runs from base 1 to 759 and encodes 252 amino acids. Gene Ontology annotation, biological process: regulation of transcription by RNA polymerase II. The transcript has 2 exons. Gene Ontology annotation, molecular function: RNA polymerase II cis-regulatory region sequence-specific DNA binding; DNA-binding transcription activator activity, RNA polymerase II-specific. Gene Ontology annotation, cellular component: nucleus. Lineage: Eukaryota; Metazoa; Chordata; Aves; Passeriformes; Viduidae.